AUGGCGGCCGAGGGCGAGUACGAGUCGAUCCUGUGCGUGAAGCCCGAUGUCAACGUUUAUCGCAUCCCGCCGCGAGCUUCAAACCGCGCGUACAGGGCAGCUGACUGGAAGCUGGACUCUCCAGACUGGUCUGGUCGAAUGAGGAUCACAGCGAAGGGAAAGGUGGCGUUCGUCAAACUGGAGGACACAAGUCUCAGGUGGGAGCUGUUUGCCCAGGCACCAAUUAAGGAGUAUCCCGGUGUUGCGGUGGAGACGGUCAGCGACUCCAGCCGAUACUUUGUUCUGCGGAUACAAGACGACAACGGUCGCAGUGCUUUCAUAGGAGUUGGUUUCGGGGACCGAGGGGACGCUUUUGAUUUCAAUGUGGCUCUGCAGGACCAUUUCAAAUGGGUGAAACAGGAAAAUGAACUCAGUAAAAGCGCCCAGCUCGGUGAUUCAGGACCAAAACUGGACUUGGGCUUCAAAGAGGGACAGACCAUCACACUCAACAUAGGGCAAGGUAAAAAGAGGGACAAACCCCGCCCACAAGGCUCAGGUGGGUUUGGACUCCUCCCACCGCCACCUGGAGGCAAGAUAGCCCCUCCCCCCUCAUCAGGCUCGUCCAAUCACAACAUCGUCCCCCAGACGGGAGACAUGGCAACAGGCUGCCUGCUGGAGCUGGACAGUAGUAACUCUAACACGGUGGUUCAGUCAAACGCUAGUUCAGAUCUUUGGGGAGACUUCUCCGCUCCUGCAAGCUCUGUUCCUCCUCCAUCUCGACCACAGAACGCCGGAAACUGGAUCCAGUUUUGAGUCGUCGGCCGUCCCGUCGGCCUCCAUCUCACCUGCAUCUGUGUCUGUAGCUUCCUGUGCAUCACACCCACAGUAACUCCCACACACUGAUCCCAAAGCCGAGACGUGAAACUCCACAGAGCUGUAGAAACACUUCAUUCAGAGAGAAUCUUUCAAAUAUUCUUGACAGGAAAUGAAGCAUUAAUCUGUCUAAGCCAUCACAUGAUAUGAGCCAUUUCCAAGUAUAUUCAAGGGCUAUGUGUGACGUCCUGAGUAGCAGGUGUUUUCCUUUUCCGUGUCUGCGUCGCCUCCCCGGCAGAUGGCUCUCUGAGCAGAGCUUUAUCUCUGAUCUGGAAUGUUUUUGUCACUGCGACGGCUCCCCCCGCAGGCGCUGCACAGAGCUGCAACUCAACAAAAGGCUCCUGAGCUUUCUGUAACCUGCUGUGAAGUUUACUCAGUCAGACAGUUUCUUUAUUGCGCUAAAAUUGGCACUUAAAUCUUUUUUUUUGUGCAUCAGCCUUAUUAUUAUCGGCUUUUUCAUAUAUGUCCUGAAAUGAUUUUGCAUUUACAGCAAAAGUGUUUCUAAUUUAUUUCAAUACAAAUCCUAAAGAAAAAACAGGUUGAGACCGAUUAGAGUUUUUCACAAAGAAAAGUAGGAUUUUUAGCCUGAACGUGGAAUUAAAAGACUCGUCUCGUCCUCACACUGUGAACUGAGGAGCAGAACGACAUUUUCCACACAACAAACAAUUUCUGUAUUUGAAACAUCAGCUAUAAGUCUAAAGUUUGGAUUCAUUACAUAAUGAUAUCAUGUAAGAUGCAAAAUGUUUAGAUUAG
Molecule: messenger RNA, 1605 nt
Organism: Plectropomus leopardus (leopard coralgrouper)
Lineage: Eukaryota; Metazoa; Chordata; Actinopteri; Perciformes; Serranidae
Source: RefSeq, a predicted model, not a curated record